Molecule: messenger RNA, 383 nt
Organism: Racocetra fulgida
Lineage: Eukaryota; Fungi; Glomeromycota; Glomeromycetes; Diversisporales; Gigasporaceae
Source: the annotation of a GenBank genome assembly
AUGGCGGAUCAAAGACCUAUUAUUCUUUGGUCCCAUCCGAGGUCUCUUUCUACGGUUUUUGAACGACCGUUUCUUCAAUGUCCUCAAGAAUUCCAUGUUAUCCAUGAACCACUCAAUCAAAUUGGUCGUGCUUAUAUGACCAAAAACUUUGAAUUUUUGAAUCAAAUUGCAUUGCCUAAACCUACUGAUCCCAUCACUUUUGUACAUCAUUUCUCGCCUGCUCUUAAUGAAAUUCUUUCUCCUUAUUACUAUAAUGAUGAUAAAUCACAUACCUUAAGAGUUUUUGUUAAAGAUCAUGCAUCCAACUUUUUAGAAGCAUUUGAAGGAAACUUAGAAGGAAACCCAUUAGGAUCAAAGGAAAUUCUUUCAAAAUUUAAACAUAC